Messenger RNA from Trametes versicolor FP-101664 SS1, 439 nucleotides. RefSeq lists its product as uncharacterized. The record is from RefSeq and is a predicted model, not a curated record. The coding region runs from base 226 to 390 and encodes 54 amino acids. Lineage: Eukaryota; Fungi; Basidiomycota; Agaricomycetes; Polyporales; Polyporaceae. The transcript has a single exon.
GGAAGCGAAGCGCAUGAUUGCUAUUCGAAUGGGUGUACAAGGAUCAACGCAACACGGAGGUGCUGUGCAAGCAAGCUCGCCGCGCACGCCACGAGGCGGGGACACCUGCCCCCGCGCCCGCACCACACGCACGCGGCCGCCUGCGGCUAGUUCUACAGUACCGUCUCUCGACCUGGGGAAGCGCUGCUUCCCUGCGCCGUCCCGCCACCUCUGCGCACGCAGACCAUGCCACUGCUGCCAACCACCGCCGCCGACGCAACUCCGUCGGAACCCACGGACCCACACGCAUCGCAUCGAUAUCGUACCGCGCGGCCUCCUCGCAAGGGAGGCCGUGAACCAGACCACGGGUUGCCCCCGCGCGCGCGACUGCCCGAGCCGACCGCCGACUGAGCGGGGUCAGGCAGGGGGCGCGCGGUGAGCGAGGAGGGAGGGGGAGCGG